Exaiptasia diaphana is the source of this 3945-nucleotide messenger RNA. Its product is annotated as cilia- and flagella-associated protein 57. Gene Ontology annotation, molecular function: protein binding. NCBI's taxonomy places the organism in Eukaryota, Metazoa, Cnidaria, Anthozoa, Actiniaria, Aiptasiidae. The record is from RefSeq and is a predicted model, not a curated record. The transcript has 17 exons. Bases 185 to 3826 code for a protein of 1213 amino acids.
CCAAACAUCAAUCUACUUCAAGGAUCCACCAAAGUUUUUCUGUUUUUAUUUGACGAAAAUAGCGUAAACUGUUGCUAUAUAACAGAUCUACGUACUUUCUUCGAUAUUUUAGUCGUUUUUAACCGGUUUGGAGAGUCUAGAGUCAUAGAACUUUAUUUAGCAAGAUAAAGGAGCGGACACCAAGAUGUCGAUCGCAGUCGCUACACCAAAACAUUGCUUUGGCUUGAAAGCCGACGUAACUAACAAUAUCUGCUACUUAGAUGAGCAAACUAUUAUUUACCCGUCAGGUUCAAAUUGUGUCUUGUUCAACAUCGACCAGAAAACUCAACGAUUCAUCCCUGGUACGGACAAAUGUGUUGGAAUGACUGCCAUGGCUGUCAGUCCCAACAGACGAUACGUGGCUAUCGCUGAAAAAGGAGAAAAAGCAACCAUAACUAUCUACGACCUCCAUACGCUAAGGAAAAAGAAAGUCUUAAGCUUUAGUGAACUGCAAUCUACAGAGUUUGUAAGCUUGGCUUUUUCUCCAGACUCUAAAUAUUUAGUAUCUCAAGGUGGGCGACCAGACUGGACCUUGCUGUAUUGGACAUGGGAAAAAGCUAAGGUUAUGGCUUAUACAAAGUCAACCAGUCAACUGAAUGCGGCAGUUUAUCAGGUCAGUUUCAACCCUCAAGAUAACACACAACUUUGUGUAGUUGGCAAUGGUAUAUUCAAGCUUUUCCGAUACAGCGAAGGAAAUCUCAAGCAGUUUGCUUUCCAAAAGAUGGAACCUCAAAACUUUUUAUGCCACACAUGGUUGUCGGAUGAAAGAAUUGUUGCUGGUACAGAUAAUGGCCGCUUAUUACUUUUUGAGUCAGGAGAGUUGAAAAAUGAGUUCAGUGUCACUGGUGCAGCAAUAAGUGCUCCUGGUACAGCAAGACAUCCUAGUACUACAGCCAGUGGACCUGAACAAAGCCAAGACCAGCAGGUUCUCCAAAUCAUUUGUAUUGCUGCCUUUUCCAAGGGUUUUAUUUGCUCAGCUGGGCUUGGAACUGUGCACUUAUUUGAGAAAACAGAAGAGAAAGAUUUCUAUAAAAAGAGUAGAGAGAUUCGUAUUCCAGCUGAUGCACAAAGUCCAGAUCCACAGCUUGCUGAGAAACAGGAAGUGAAGAACUUGACUAUCAGUCCCUCGGAGGAAACAUUGGUGUGUGCUACCAGUACCUCACAGCUAUACAACAUCACAUUGUCCACUGCUGAUCUGGGGAAGGGUGAUUUAGCUACAUUUGAGUUACUAUCACAGUCUUUCCAUCAUGGUGUUAUUACUGGUAUGGAUGUAUGCAUUAGGAAACCAUUAAUAGCCACUUGUGGUUUGGACAGGUCUGUCAGGAUAUGGAAUUAUGAAACUUGUUCUCUAGAAGCAUACAAGGAAUUUCAAGAAGAGUGUUACAGCAUUGCUCUUCAUCCUUCUGGUCUUUAUAUCUUGGUUGGAUUUAGUGAUAAGCUGAGACUCAUGAAUUUAUUGAUCGAUGACAUCAGGUCUUUCAAAGAAUUCACCAUUAGAGGAUGUCGAGAGUGUUCAUUCAGUAAUGGAGGUCAUCUAUUUGCUGCAGUCCAUGGAAACGUCAUACAAUUGUAUUCAUCUACUACAUUUGAGAAUGUUGGAAACCUUAAAGGACACAAUGGCAAGGUCCGUCAAGUGAUAUGGAGUCAAGAUGAUAGUAAGAUCAUAUCCUGUGGUAUGGAUGGUGCUGUUUAUGAAUGGAAUGUCUACAACUACAAAAGAGAAGGAGAAAGUGUUUUGAAGUCAUGUAGCUAUACCAGUGUAGCAGUAUCUCCUGAUGGUAGAACUACCUUUGCUGUAGGGUCUGAUAGAACUCUUAAAGAAAUAUGUGAUUCACAGAUUCUUCGAGAAGUUCAAGCUGCAGAUACAGUGCUGACACAGUGUGUCAUGUCGAGGUCUGGUAGAAUGUUAUUUGCUGGUACAAGUGGAGGGACACUUCGUGCAAUGAAAUUCCCUCUGACAGUUCCAGGGGAGUGGCAAGAGCAUCAAGUUCACUCUGGUGCCCUUACAAAGAUGCGGAUGUCGUACGAUGAUCAAUACUUAUUCACUGUGAGUGAAGAUGCCUCGUUGUUUAUCUUCAAAGCUGUGGACAAAGAAGGGCGUGGUCUAAAGCGUGAUAAGGAACUUGGCUACGCUGAGGAAAUUCUAAUCACCAAAAGCGAUCUUGAAGAAAAGAACUCUAUGAUGGCAGAACUGAAAACCCGCGUAGAGGAAUUAAAGAUGGAAAAUGAAUACCAACUUCGUCUCAAGGACAUGAACUACAAUGAGAAGAUCAAAGAACUGACGGAAAAGUUUAUCCAGGAAAUGGAGUCCCUAAAGACUAAAAACCAGGUGCUCAAAACAGACAAGGAGAAAGAAGAGGCUAAACAUGAAGAAGAAAUGGCAGACUUAAUGGAGAAAAACACCAAGGAACUACAAGACCUUGAGUCUGCUAAUAAUCAAAAGUUAAUGUCGGAAUACGAAAAGUAUCAAGAACUGCAGUCCAAAAGCCAAAAGAUGCAGGAAGAUUAUGAGAGGCAAUUGACAGAGAUGGAGGAGGCAAGGGAGCAAGUUUUGGAGGAAUUGACGGAAUAUUAUGAAAACAAGUUGCAAGGGAAGACCUCUUUACUUGAACAGUCCCAAGAAGAAGCAAGGCAGCAGUUACGUGAAUACGAAGAAACAAAGAAGCAAAUCGAAGAGGACGCUGACCGAGAAAUUUUAGACAUCAAGAACAAGUAUGAACGGCGACUGCGGGAGGAAAAAGAAGCGAACUUGAGACUAAAAGGAGAAACAGGAAUCAUGCGUAAAAAGUUUACCAGCCUUCAAAAAGAAAUUGAUGAUUACAAAGCUGAAAUACAGCGGCAACACAAUGAAAAUAACAAAUUACAAGGUGUUAUAAAGUCACUGGAGAAAGAUAUUUAUGGCUUAAAGAAAGAAAUCCAGGAAAGAGAUGAAACUAUCCAAGACAAGGAAAAGAGAAUUUAUGAUCUGAAGAAAAAAAAUCAGGAACUGGAGAAAUUUAAAUUCGUAUUGGACUAUAAAAUAAAGGAGUUAAAGAAGCAAAUCGAGCCUCGUGAGAAUGACAUCAAAGCCAUGAAAGAACAGAUACAAGAGAUGGAGAGUGAACUCGAGAGAUUCCAUAAGCAAAAUACAAGCCUUGAACUUAACAUCACUGAACUUCGAUUGAAGUUAAAAGCAACUGACAAAGAAAUGCACCAAGAAAGACAAAAGGUGAGAGAUGUUGAAGCCGUUGUAAAGAGAUUCAAGACAGACCUACAUAACUGUGUCGGAUUUAUACAAGAACCUAAGAAACUCAAAGAAAAUGUCAAAGCACUUUAUACCAAAUACGUACAGGACGAAACGCCUGAAUCCACAGGCGUCGAUGCAGAUAUUCAGCGUGAAUACGCAAGACAGCGCGAGCAUCUCGAGAGAAGCGUGGCGUCUUUACGUAAGAAACUUACCAAAGACUCUGAGAUCCAUCGUGCUGAUAAUGUGAGAAUAAUGCAGGAAAAUGUUACACUCAUCAAAGAAAUCAACGAUCUUCGACGAGAAUUAAAGAUAUCAAGGACAACUGUACACGACCUGGAAACAGCUUUAGGUGUCAUGCGCAAACAGCAAAAUCAAGGAAACAUUGAUGAUGGCACCGCCAAGGAUAACCAGAAAACAGAAGAAAUGAGUCAACUAGAAAAAAUCAUCGACAUUCAGAAAGGAGAGAUAAGAAAACUACGUGUUCAGAUCAAAGAUCUUGAACAAAUUUCUGUCAACAGACCACCCUCUGGAGGCAAACUCCCUCCUGUACCCGUCAUAUAAAUAUAUAUAAUAUGGUUUGUAUAAUAUGGUUUUAUUGAUGGAUUGUAAUCAGAAAUUGUACUCACAGGAUCUAUGUACAUAAGGAUGACUGCAAAAUAAAUUAACUUUGUUUGUAAAAA